Messenger RNA from Thunnus maccoyii (southern bluefin tuna), 1980 nucleotides. RefSeq names its product solute carrier family 66 member 1 (gene slc66a1). NCBI's taxonomy places the organism in Eukaryota, Metazoa, Chordata, Actinopteri, Scombriformes, Scombridae. The transcript is spliced from 8 exons. The record is from RefSeq and is a predicted model, not a curated record. Bases 109 to 1038 code for a protein of 309 amino acids.
GCACGGACACAGACCUAGCUAAUUGUCAGCUUCCUUGUUUUUCUCAGCAGUCUCGAAGAGGUUUUUGUUCCGCUGAGGGUGUUUUCAGCUUUUCAGCGGCCACACAGAAUGUUGACAGAUGGAGUCCUCACACGGGGAGCUUUUGGAUGGACCACUCAGGGAAACUUCACCUCAUUGUGCCCUAAUGGGUCUAAAUGGGUUUGGGAAGGGCUCGGGGAAUGUGCCCAGGAUGCAAGAGAUAUGGCCAGCAUCUACUUAGGCCUGCUGUCUAUCCUCUGCUUCAUGGUGUCUUCACUCCCACAGUACUACAGCUCAUGCAAAACAGGGAAUAUGGACAGUGCCCUCUCUAUUUGGUUUCUUCUACUGUGGUUGGGAGGUGACACCUGCAAUCUGGUGGGCUCCUUCUUGGCCGACCAGCUUCCGCUUCAGACAUAUACAGCAGUUUAUUACGUUGUGGCCGACUUGUUGAUGCUGGCCAUGUACUCAUACUACAAGACAAGGAACAGAAUAGCUGAACGCAGGAGGGUCCUAAACGUGGUGGGUGUGGUCUGCGUCCUGGGCUUCACUACCAGCCUCGCCCACCUUCCCGGGUUAGGCAGCCAACCGGAUGUUAUUCCCUCUGGGUUCAGGGGGCGCACCUUGCUCUCAACCACUGAUGCUACCCCUAUCAGGGCUUUUACCCCUAAAGAGAUCAUUGGUUUCUCCAUCGGUUCGGUGUCCUCGGUGCUCUACCUCUGUUCCAGACUCCCCCAGAUGUACACUAAUUUCAAGAGGAAGUCGACAGAGGGAGUAUCUUACUUCCUCUUUGCUCUGGUCAUUUUGGGAAAUACUACAUACGGCCUGAGCGUCCUGCUGAAAAACCCCGACGAUGGCCAAGGCGAGAAAAGCUACCUGAUCCAUCACCUGCCCUGGCUCAUCGGCAGCCUCGGCACACUCUCCUUAGACGUAAUCAUCUCCAUCCAGUUCGUAAUUUACCGCAAAGCUUCACCGGCGGUGGACGGUGGCCACGAUGAGACAACGCCUCUGAUCAGGAGCUAAACUUUCGAGUGCAGAGUGUACUGGUGGGACACAAGCAGACACUCGCUUCCAGCGAACCCUCAAGAUCACAUUUCCAACACCAAAUUGGGAUAAAAAAAAAAACAUUUUAGUUUUAAUUUUAUAGUUUUAUUUAUUAUACCCUUUUUUAUGUUUACAAUUUGUUUUAAUCUGCAGAAGCAGAGAGUCAGAUGGAGUUCUUCCCUUGGGUUCAGCUGCAGUGAUGUGAUUCACACUGCUCUCAAUGUUAAGAGUUUUAAAGGGAUGGUUUAGGGGUUCAGGUGUCGAACAUGGAUGAAAACUUCUCCUGUCAACCUGAACUCCUUCUCCUGAUUUUAGGUCACAACCUCAGUUUGAUGUCAGACCUCAGGUAGAUGUCAGUAAACCUGCUGGCUUGGGUGACCAGACAGCACAGAGGUUUCUCUAAAUUUAUUCUGUUGUUUUAACGUUGCCAAACUUUUUGACAGUCAUGACACAAACCACUGCAUGAAGCCCCGUCUGAUCUUGUUUACAGUGUUUCAGAAAAGCUCCUGAAACUUGAAUCUUUUAUUUUUCGGGCUCUGAGAAGUAAAUGCGGCGACAUGUCAGACUGGAAAAGAUGAAAUGUUUAGUAAAAAUGUAAAUUGUAUUUAGUUUAUUUUAAAUUGAUGUGUAUAUCAUGUGGGAUGAUUUAAAAAAAAACAAAAAAAAAAAACAAACAAACAACAAAACAAACUUUUUGUGCAUUUUAGAUACCUUUUUAAUUGUAGUUGUACGGUUUUAUUUUACUUUUGAUCGGUUUUGUUUGCACUGGUGAUAACGGUCACUUGAUACAGAUUUUCACUACCAUGUUUAAUUUACACAUUUUUUUUCAUUCUCAGUUUUGCACAUUUUGACGCAAAAGUCGGUUUUGUACUUGUAAAAAAUAAUAAAUAUGUUAAAAAAUAAUUAAACAAAUGGAUUACA